Molecule: messenger RNA, 3389 nt
Organism: Drosophila virilis
Lineage: Eukaryota; Metazoa; Arthropoda; Insecta; Diptera; Drosophilidae
Source: RefSeq, a predicted model, not a curated record
CUAAUCUAUCGAUGUCGCGUAUCGAUACGACAACAACAUUGCUGCUCUCGUUUCUACGUCGUUGCAGUUGAUUAAAAUAAGUUUUCAUUGAAUUGGGAUGUUUCAUAUGCGUGAAUCGUUGUCAAUGCCGUGAUCAAUAAGUGUUCAGUGCCUCUAGUGCUUGGCAAAAAUGUAAAAACUUAAGUUUUGAUAGCAAAACGCGUAAAAAAUUCCAUGAACGCCAACCGAAAAAAUCUCUUCCGAAUCGAACAGUUCAAACACACACAUAGUGCCGCACUGUUCACACCGGAGCACUGAUAUAGUACCGCAGUGAGUGCAAGCGAGUCAAGCAGUCGUGUACGGAGAUAACAUACAUUUGUGUACCUACCUCUCUUCAAGUGAAAAUCCGUAUGGAAAUGAGUGAAGCGACGAAGGAGUCCUCCACAAGCGAUGUAGCGCAGAGUGAGGAGCAGCAAGUGGAUGCUGCUACUACGGCCAGCGGCAAAGAAUCCAAAGAUACCACAUCUGAUGCAGCACCAAUGGACUCGGAUAAUGUGCAGGCACAAAGCGAGCAAUGCUCCACGGCAACCACAGUGGACAUCAAUACGCUGACUCCGUCGACACCUUCGCAGACGCCGCCACAGCUGCUGGCGGCCGAAGCGAGUGCAACACCGACUGCAGCGUCAAGUGGCACAGUGGCUGCAGCAGCUAUACCCGAGAAUAUACUAUCACCACCCAAGUCGGAAACACAAACGGAUGAAACAAAUACGGCCACAUCGACCUCAUGCUCGCCGGCUUCUGAGGGUCAGCGGUCGCCUACGGGAGAAGCAGAUCAGCAACAACAAGAGCAAAAACAAAAACAGCAGCCGCAGCCAACGUUAGCACCAAAAGAGGAAGCAACGCAGAAGGAGGAGCUGGAGCUGGAACUGGAUAAGGCAACAGCUGUUGUUAAUGGCACCAUACCAAAGUCGGGCAAACCGCUGGUAACGGCGCUCAAUAAGAAACUUAACAAGUCAGCCAACACAUCGCCGCGAGCGUCACGUGCGCGCAAGCCAAAGGCUUUGCCCAUGUACGAGAGCGAAAUCAGCGACAACAAAGUUGGCAUCAAGCUGUGCAUUAAGAAGUCCGAUGCGGCUGCUGGAUCAUCAGAAUUGCCAGUGGUCUCUGCGCCGGCCCCAAGGCCACCAGCGCCAGCGAAGCCGGCACGCAAGCGCGUUCGCAAACCAAAACAACAACAGGACAGCGACGAGAGUGAGUAUGAGCCGCGCAAGAAGAAGGGUGGUGGGGGCAGCAACAACGGCGAGCGCCAGAAAAGGACAUCAACAAACGCCUCUGCUCAGCAGGCGGCAGAAGCGGACAGCGAGCCGGUUGAGCAGAGUGCCUGGGGCCAUAAGUUACCUGAAGAAGUGCUCUUUCGUAUUUUUGAACAUGUUGUCGAUAAGGAGGGCUGCCUGCCCACCCUAUUUCGGUUGGGUCGUGUGUGCUCGCUGUGGCGACAGGUCUCGCUGAGACCAACGCUAUGGCGCACCAUGGAUUUGACCACCUGGAUUAAGGAAAAGUACCGAACGGAACUUAAACUGAAAUGGUUUGUGGACAAUCGUUGCAGUGCUUGCACCGAAUUAAAUGUCUCCAAUUGGAAGAUAUCAGACAUCAAUUGCUUUCUGGCAAAGCUCUCCACUGGCUGUCCAAAUCUGACGGGCAUCACGCUAUCUGGCUGGAAAGGCUUCACAUCGGAUCAUUUGACGUAUCUUGUCGAUAAUAUGCAAAAGCUACAGCGCUUAGACUUAAGCUCAAUUAAUGUCGAAAUGAAUGCUAGCAAGAGCGCUGUUGGCGUUAACUCACUUUGCAAUGCGCUCCAGACCAUGGGCAGUCGCUUGACCCACCUUUACUUGGCACACAACCGUCUAGCUGGAAUUCCCAAUAUUGUCAGCGUACUUGCGACGCAUUGUCCAAAUUUGACGCUCCUAGAUCUCUCAAACGUAACCACACAAGCUACAUCGCACGGCGUGCUGUACAUCGAGAAGCUGCAGCAUGGUUGCCAGAAGCUUAAGGUGCUGCGUGUCACCAACUCCCACAUAACGCCGAGUACGGCCAGCAUGCAGGAGAUUAUGGACUCGCCAGGUUUUCCCAAUCUAGAGGAGCUCUCCGUGGCAGCUUUGACCGAUGAAUCCCGCAUCAUAAGUGAUGACCAUCUACAACGUAUAUUAAAGAGUAGCUCUAAGUUAAAGCUACUGGAUGUGCGCAAUUGCACACGUCUGACGCACGAAAGCUUAAUACGUUUGCCAGCCUGGGAUAUUAAGCAUUUAUUUCUCUCCGGCUGCUCGGUCACCCGUGAUAUGGGAUCGGGUCUGGAACUUAUUGCGUCCAAAUGGGCGCAUAGUCUAAUCGAACUGGAUCUGGCCUGGGCUAACGUCCAGCAGCCCAUAGACAAUGCUUUGCGCGCACUGGCUGAGAAAGGCAGCGAGUCUCCAUUGGCUCACUUAAAUCUAUGCGGCUCAUCAGUAUCUGAGGAGGCGGUUAAGGAAAUACUCACGAACUGUGUGCACAUGAGCUCAAUAAAUCUUGCAUCAUGCCGCGGCUUGCCCCGUGGCGUUAAGCGCCUUAUGCAGGGACCACAGGAGCUGCAUGAACUGCGCGAGGUGCUCGGUGUGCAAUUAAAAGUGCAGUAGAAUGGACUACAGGAGGGUGCAAUAAUUAUAUAUUGAAAGCUGUGUCGGCGGCGGCAACAACAACUUGAAACGAAAUGAAUGUAAUUGCUGCUAGCUGGCAGCUUGAAUGUAAUUAAAAUUGUUGCAUUCUUAAAGAUUAGGCAAAGCGUUCAGUGUUUGUGGGACUGUCCACAAUAAUGUAAUAGUCGAAAUCGCUUCGCAUCUUCCAAUCAUGCUUAUAUUGUUUCUAGGCCGCACCCUUGUGUUUUGUAAAUGCAAUAUGUAUCUUAUAAUUUAUUUGUUUCGAAUUUCAACGGGAUAAUUAAGCACGUUGAAACAAAUCGUAAAUAUAUACAGUGAUGUUUAGAUGAUUUUUUUUUGUAUUGCAUAUAUUGAUUAGAGCGUAGAUAAGCAACUAAUGACCACUGUAUGUUUGUAAAGUAUGUAUGCAUAUUUAAGAUUAAGUUUAAACGUAAUUUGUAUGCUUUUGCAAUACAAAAACAAAACAAAACAACAUGAUUAACAAUAAAUAGUAGUAGUCGUCAAUUCAAUGCCGCUAAGGCAAUUUGUAGAACGUUUUAACCCAGAUCAAGUUUGUAAAUAAGUAUUUGGCGCUUAAGAAACUUUAUUGAAAUCGAAAAUAGUAGUUAGCAUACAUAUUGAACGAUUUCACACACACACACACACAUAUAUAAAACAAUUCAAUUGUUAAGCAUUAUUAGCAGUUAAGAGAAGGCAAUUAAAGGUAUAUUUAAUUUUAAA